This is a messenger RNA of Bacillus rossius redtenbacheri, 1389 nucleotides long. RefSeq names its product protein obstructor-E-like. Gene Ontology annotation, molecular function: chitin binding. The transcript is spliced from 5 exons. NCBI's taxonomy places the organism in Eukaryota, Metazoa, Arthropoda, Insecta, Phasmatodea, Bacillidae. Bases 287 to 1018 code for a protein of 243 amino acids. Gene Ontology annotation, cellular component: extracellular region. The record is from RefSeq and is a predicted model, not a curated record.
AGUAAAUAUUAAAAUUAAAAAUUUAACUGAUGGAUGAAACGUGAGCAAAGCCGAGGAGAUGGCCGGUUGUUCCCCGCGAAGGCACCGCGGUUGAAGAGCGGCGAGGGGAUAAAGCUGGUCCAGGGGAGGGACAGAGAAACCUGUGUCGCUACGUGUAUAUAUAGCUGCGGGAGAGAGGAGAGGGGAAAGAGAGGAGAAGAGGUCCGCGCAGCGCCGCUCAAGAGAGACCACGAGGCUGCCGACGGCCUUCCUCCACUCGCCGCUCUCCGCGCGCCGAAACACCGCCAUGGCUUCCACGACGCGCGCCGCCUGCCGCCGCCUGCAGCAGCUGCUGCUGAUGCUGCUUCUGGUGUCGGCCGCCAGGGCGCAGUACAAGUGCCCCGAGAAGACGGGCUACUUCCCGGACCCGGUGCAGUGCGACCUGUACUACAAGUGCUCGCAGGGCGUGCCCGAGGAGAAGCUGUGUCCCGACGGGCUGGUGUUCGACGACACCAACCCCAACGUGGGCCGCUGCGACAUCCCCGCCAACAUCGACUGCGACGACCGCACGGAGCUACAGGACCCGAAGCCGAGCGAGGGCUGCCCGCGCGCCAACGGCUACUUCCGGCACCCGGACCCGCAGUCGUGCGACAAGUUCGUGAACUGCGUGGACGGCGUGCCGCAGGAGCACCCGUGCCCGCCCAGCCUCGUGUACGACGACUCGCGCAGCACGUGCGCCUGGCCGGCCGAGAGCCACCGCAAGGACUGCGUGCAGGGCAAGAAGGACUCGCUGGAGGACGGCUUCUCGUGCCCCGACGGCGAGGUGAUCGGGCCCAACGGCCGCGCGCUGCCGCACCCCACCUUCCCGCACCCGGACGACUGCCAGAAGUUCUACAUCUGCCGCAACGGCGUGAUGCCGCAGAAGGGCAGCUGCCCGGACGGCCUCGUCUACAACGAGGAGUCCUUCAAGUGCGACGAGCCGGAGAACGUGCCCGGAUGUGAGAAAUGGUACGAGGGCGACAAAGGCAAGAGGAAGUAGAGGAGGCAUCCGCCAGCCGGGCGAAAAGUACCUGUGCCAACGACAUUCCUCAGGCGUCUCGCGGUGUGUGCAGACCCACUCCUCCUCGACUCUACAUGGCAGGACUCCAACACACUGUGCGGUGCUUGCGGGGUGUACAAGCGUGGCUCAAGAAACGUGAACACCUUCGCAGUGAUGGACGUUAACUUGUGCAGUGGCGUUCGUGUUCCCGAAGAGAGACAUUCCCCAAAAAUUGCAUGCAAUAUGUCAGUCAAUAUUUGUACCUUUACGCUACCGACCCACUAGUCCAUAUGUCAUUCCAAUUUUCCAGAACCCAUCCAAACAUAAAUGAUGUCAUCAACACAUAAUAUCAAUAAAAAUGUACAAAUCUU